AUGGCGACUUCUUUGAUUUCCAAGCGAUUGCGCUCAACGGAGGAGACUCAGGAUGCCGAACCCAGUUGGAUUCGUCGACAGAUCACCUCCGGCUUGCAAUGCAUCUCGCGUCGCGCCUGUAUACACCCCAUCCACACCAUUGUGGUCAUUGCGCUGCUUGCCAGCACCACCUACGUGGGGCUCCUGGAAGGCAGCUUUUUGGACUCCAAGAACCCUCGGAAUGUUGCCGGUCAGGUCGACAUUGAUGCCUUGCUCCAAGGAAGUCGGAGCUUGCGACUAGGCGAGUCAACCUCGUGGAAGUGGCAAGCGGAAGACACCUGGGUCAACUCGGAGGACAUUAAGGAGCCGGCUGUCAACCACUUGGCUUUGUCGACAUUCAUCUUCCCCGAUUCCACCUCCAAGUCUGCCCCGUCCGCCGUCAAUGUCCCGUUCCCUUCCAACCUCUCUGCCUACUCGGUUCCCUACACCCCCAACCUUUUCACCUCCUUUUCCCACGACUCGGCUCUUGCCUACACCGUGCCCUUUGAGCAGGUUUCGGACCUCCUCAAGUCCGUCCAGGAGAUUGCGGACCCGUCUUCCAAUGGUGCCGAGGCCGAGCCCAAGAAAUGGAUCAUGAGAGCCGCUCGUGGUGCUGCGGGUUCCCGCACUGCCCUCGUGCUAUGGUUCACUGAUGCUUGGAACUCCUUUGUGGAUCUCAUCAAGCAUGCCGAGACCAUUGACAUUGUGAUCAUGACCCUUGGAUACAUCUCGAUGCACCUUAGCUUCUUGUCGCUCUUCUUCUCCAUGAGACGUCUGGGCUCCAACUUCUGGCUCGGUGCCACAGUCCUCAUCUCGGGAUCCUUUGCCUUCCUCUUCGGUCUUUUGGUCACCACCAAACUUGGUGUGCCAAUUAACCUCCUUUUGCUCUCCGAGGGUCUGCCUUUCCUGGUUGUCACCAUUGGUUUUGAGAAGCCGAUCAUGUUCACCCGGGCCGUUCUCAAGGCAUCGGUGGACAGCCGUCGCCCUGGUCCAGGUGCUGCUCCUCGCCCUCUGUCUUCUAGCACCCCUGGCUCCAUUCAAGAUUCCAUUGCUACUGCCAUCAAGCAGCAAGGUUUCGAGAUCAUCCAGCACUACUGCAUUGAGAUUGGUCUCUUGGCUCUUGGUGCUGCCUCUGGCGUACAGGGCGGUCUUCAGCAAUUCUGCUUCCUCGCGGCUUGGAUUCUGUUCUUUGACUGUGUGCUGCUCUUUACCUUCUACACCACCAUUCUCUGCAUCAAGCUUGAGAUCACCCGCAUUCGUCGCCAUGUUGCCCUGCGCAAGGCUUUGGAGGAGGACGGAAUCACCCACAGCGUCGCUGAGAGCGUUGCAUCCAGCAAUGACUGGCCCAACUUGGGCUCGGCUGGCAAUGAUGGUGACACCAACAUCUUUGGUCGCAAGGUCAAGUCGAGCAAUGUCCGUCGGUUCAAGAUCUUGAUGGUUGGUGGUCUGAUCUUGAUCAAUGUUGUCAACCUGUCAGCUAUUCCCUUCCGGAACACUGGUAACGGUGCCCUGAUUUCCCGCCUGUCUAACUUUAUGGCUCCUACCCCUAUCGACCCCUUCAAGGUUGCUGAGAACGGUCUGGAUGCUGUUUACGUCGCUGCCAAGAGCCAAAAGCAGGAGACAAUGGUUACCAUUCUUUCGCCCAUCAAGUACAAGCUGGAGUACCCCUCUGUCUACUACGCGGGCGAAGAGACCGGUGCCUUCGAUAUCGAGUACACUGAGCAGUUCCUUGACACCGUUGGUGGCAAGGUCCUCGAAAGCCUUCUCAAGAGCGUGGAGGACCCCUUCAUUAGCAAGUGGAUCAUUGCCGCUUUGACCCUGAGCAUCAUUCUUAACGGAUACCUGUUCAAUGCCGCCCGCUGGAGUAUCAAGGAGCCUGAACCGGCCCCUGCUCCCGCGGAGCCCGUCGCUCCCAAGGUGUACCCCAAGUUCGAGCCUAACGAGCAGGAGUCUACUCGCACUGCUACCGAAUGUGAACUGAUGCUCAAGGAGAAACGUGCCCCUAUGCUCACCGACGAUGAAUUGAUCAGCCUUUCUCUGCGUGGUAAGCUGCCUGGGUAUGCUCUGGAGAAGAGUAUGGAGGAUGAGAACUUGAUGAGCCGCGUGGACGCUUUCACCCGUGCCGUCAAGAUUCGUCGCUCUGUUGUCUCUCGCACUCCCGCUACCUCUGGAAUCACCAGCUCCCUCGAACACUCCAAGCUCCCAUACCAAGGAUACAACUACGGUCUUGUCCACGGUGCCUGCUGUGAAAAUGUUAUUGGUUAUUUGCCUCUCCCUCUUGGUGUUGCUGGCCCCAUCAACAUUGAUGGCCAGAACUACUUCAUUCCCAUGGCCACUACUGAAGGUGUGUUGGUCGCCAGUACCAGCCGUGGUGCUAAGGCUAUCAACGCUGGUGGUGGUGCCGUUACUGUUUUGACCGGCGACGGUAUGACUCGUGGUCCUUGUGUGAGCUUCCCGACCUUGGCUCGGGCUGCUGCUGCCAAGGUUUGGAUUGACUCGGAAGAAGGCCGAAGCAUCAUUUUCUCCGCUUUCAACUCAACAAGUCGUUUCGCUCGUCUUCAGACUCUCAAGACCGCUCUCGCUGGUACCUACCUCUACAUCCGAUUCAAGACCACCACUGGUGAUGCCAUGGGCAUGAACAUGAUUUCCAAGGGUUGUGAGAAGGCACUUGAUGUCAUGGGCAAGGAAUGUGGCUUCGAUGACAUGUCCAUUAUCUCGCUGUCAGGUAACUUCUGUACCGACAAGAAGGCUGCUGCUAUCAACUGGACUGAUGGCCGUGGUAAGUCUGUUGUGGCUGAGGCUAUUAUCCCGGGAGAUGUUGUCAAGAGCGUCCUGAAGAGCGACGUCGCCGCUUUGGUCGAGCUGAACAUCAGCAAGAACUUGAUCGGAAGUGCGAUGGCUGGUUCCCUGGGUGGUUUCAACGCCCACGCUUCCAACAUUGUUGCCGCUAUAUUCUUGGCUACUGGCCAGGAUCCUGCUCAAGUGGUCGAGAGCAGCAGUUGUAUCACCACUAUGAAGAACAACAACGGUGACCUCCAGAUCGCGGUUUCCAUGCCUUGUAUCGAGGUGGGUACCAUCGGUGGUGGUACUAUCCUUGAGGCUCAAGGUGCCAUGCUGGACUUGCUUGGCGUCCGUGGAGCCCAUCCCACCAACCCCGGUGAGAACGCCCGCCAGCUGUCUCGCAUUAUCGCCGCCUCUGUCCUCGCUGGUGAGCUCAGUCUGUGCUCUGCCCUUGCCGCUGGACACCUUGUCAAGGCCCACAUGGCCCACAACCGUAGUGCGGCCCCAACUCGCUCGUCGACCCCCGUGUCGGCCGCCGUGGGUGCUGCCCGCGGUCUUUCCAUGACCACCAAAUAA
Penicillium verhagenii is the source of this 3375-nucleotide messenger RNA. It is a transcript of the gene hmg1, whose product is annotated as HMG-CoA reductase. Gene Ontology annotation, cellular component: peroxisomal membrane; endoplasmic reticulum membrane. Gene Ontology annotation, molecular function: protein binding; hydroxymethylglutaryl-CoA reductase (NADPH) activity. Gene Ontology annotation, biological process: isoprenoid biosynthetic process; ergosterol biosynthetic process; coenzyme A metabolic process. The coding region runs from base 1 to 3375 and encodes 1124 amino acids. The record is from RefSeq and is a predicted model, not a curated record. The transcript has 3 exons. Lineage: Eukaryota; Fungi; Ascomycota; Eurotiomycetes; Eurotiales; Aspergillaceae.